AGAAGAAGUUGUUGUUACCUGUAAGGAACACGCGCUGUGUGAUCUGUAUCUAACCCAGCUGUCUUUAAGUCAAUGAUCGAACCUUGUAACAAGCGGCGGGCAAACUCCUCAAAUUACCACGUUCAGGAGUGAGGAUAGCAACAAUAAUACUGGAAAGUGACUUUCCGGAUUACAGUAACAGCCUUGAAGAGUACAGUGAAAGGGGUAAUGAGUACUCAGUACAGCAUACUUUUCAAACAGGAGCAUGCUCAUGAUGAUGCCAUAUGGACAGCUGCUUGGGGUAAAAGUCAAACAGAUGCAUCAGAGACCAUAGUGACUGGGUCUUUGGAUGACAUGGUGAAAGUCUGGAAAUGGUCAGAUGAGAAACUUGAGCUACAGUGGACUAUGGAGGGUCAUCAACUGGGAGUGGUCUCAGUAGACAUCAGUCACAAUGGUGCCAUUGCAGCAUCCAGCUCAUUAGAUGCCCACAUUCGACUUUGGGAUUUGGAGACAGGGAAGCAGAUAAAAUCUAUGGAUGCAGGCCCAGUGGAUGCAUGGACUGUUGCCUUCUCUCCUGACUCAAAGUACAUCGCUACAGGAAGCCAUCUGGGGAAAGUCAACAUUUUUGGUGUUGAAAGCGGGAAGAAAGAACAUUCUUUAGACACACGAGGGAAGUUUAUUUUAAGCAUAGCAUAUAGCCCAGAUGGCAAGUACUUAGCGAGUGGAGCCAUAGAUGGAAUCAUUAACAUCUUUGAUAUUGCAACUGGGAAACUACUCCACACUCUUGAAGGUCACGCCAUGCCAAUAAGAUCCCUUACAUUCUCACCAGACUCCCAACUCCUAGUAACUGCCUCCGAUGAUGGAUACAUUAAGAUUUAUGAUGUGCAACACGCCAAUCUGGCAGGAACACUUAGUGGCCAUGCUUCUUGGGUCCUGAAUGUUGCAUUUUCCCCUGAUGACACACACUUUGUAUCCAGUUCUUCUGACAAAAGUGUAAAAGUCUGGGAUGCGAGCUCCAGAAUGUGUGUGAACACAUUCUUUGAUCACCAGGACCAAGUGUGGAGUGUUAAAUACAACACCACAGGGUCCAAGAUCAUCUCUGCAGGGGAUGACCGUGCCAUUCAUAUUUAUGACUGUCCAGUCUGAUGCUUUCCUCAACUUCCUGUGUUUGCCCUGCUGCAAGUUUCCCUUUGGAAAUGGCUUCCCAAUGUUUUGUCACCCUGAUGUGUUGGCAGAUCAGUUGCAAUAUUUACACAGCUUGGUCUUACUAGUGGAUUGAAAUUAUCAAAGAAAACUAUUUUCACUUCUCAAAUUAACUUGUCCUUCUCAUAAACCUGACCUUUUAUGCCAGAAUUCAAUGUUGUUGUUUUUUUAACAAUUAAAUAUUCAGUUUAAUUACAA
This is a messenger RNA of Alosa alosa (allis shad), 1380 nucleotides long. It is a transcript of the gene skic8, whose product is annotated as WD repeat domain 61. The transcript has 12 exons. Gene Ontology annotation, molecular function: protein binding. The record is from RefSeq and is a predicted model, not a curated record. Lineage: Eukaryota; Metazoa; Chordata; Actinopteri; Clupeiformes; Clupeidae. The coding region runs from base 208 to 1125 and encodes 305 amino acids. Gene Ontology annotation, cellular component: Cdc73/Paf1 complex.